AUUAAAUUUGCCGCUUUCGAAUAAGGGACCGUAUACGACGCACUCAAUUGGCUCAUAUCAGGAUCCGAAGAACGAAGUUUCACGAUACUUCCGGCCUACCAUUUCUUUCAGCGUGAGUCGCUCUAUCGCUAAGGAUGGCACCUAGGUACGAAUUGGCUGUGGGCCUGAACAAGGGCCACAAAACUGCAAAAAUUCGUGUUGCUAAAAACAAAUCAGAAAAAGAGAAAACCGUUACCAUCCGCCCGGCUAGACUCAAGGGGCGUCAAACCAAGCACAGCAAAUUUGUGCGGGACUUGAUUCGUGAAGUAACCGGACAUGCUCCAUAUGAGAAGCGUGCUAUGGAAUUGCUGAAGGUCUCAAAAGAUAAGCGAGCUCUGAAGUUCCUGAAGAGGAGGUUGGGUACUCACAUCCGUGCUAAGAGGAAGCGUGAGGAACUUGGUAACAUUCUGGUCCAAAUGAGGAAGGCUGCUGCUCAUCAUUAAACAAUUUUUGUCUUGGAAAAACAAAAUACGUUAAAUCAAUAAACAGUUUUAACACCAA
This is a messenger RNA of Athalia rosae (coleseed sawfly), 540 nucleotides long. RefSeq names its product 60S ribosomal protein L36 (gene RpL36). The record is from RefSeq and is a predicted model, not a curated record. Bases 135 to 482 code for a protein of 115 amino acids. Gene Ontology annotation, cellular component: cytosolic large ribosomal subunit; ribosome. Gene Ontology annotation, biological process: cytoplasmic translation. NCBI's taxonomy places the organism in Eukaryota, Metazoa, Arthropoda, Insecta, Hymenoptera, Athaliidae. Gene Ontology annotation, molecular function: structural constituent of ribosome. The transcript is spliced from 4 exons.